UUCAUCAAGGACUUUGCUAUGAAAGCCCAUCCCCUAGAACAUCUCAAACACAAGGGCACAAUAUUUGCCUGGGGCCCUGAGCAUGGAGCAACCUUCACCCAGCUAAAAGCAGACGCCUGUGGGGUUGUUCAUCAGGAUGGUCUCCUCUGUCCCAUCAACUAUGAAAGUGACCAAAAGAUUAUCCUUGCAGUGGAUUCCUCAAAUAUCAGUGUUGGAUAUGUCCUCUAUCAAAACAACAUAAAUGGCAAACAAAAA
Dacryopinax primogenitus is the source of this 255-nucleotide messenger RNA. RefSeq lists its product as uncharacterized. Lineage: Eukaryota; Fungi; Basidiomycota; Dacrymycetes; Dacrymycetales; Dacrymycetaceae. The record is from RefSeq and is a predicted model, not a curated record. The transcript is spliced from 2 exons. The annotation marks the transcript as partial.